AUGUGUGUCCAUACGCUUUCUCUGCCAAGAGGUGCUCUGAAGAAGAACCUCGGAGUUUCAGCAGAGGCGAUACCGCAGGAAAGCCUGGGAGCCGCGCCUCCAGGCCAGGCUGCCUUCGCCUCCCACACUCGAGGCAGCGAACAUGGAGCGUCUUCGCCUGUUCAACGGGUGCCUUCUCGCCGUCCUCCUUCCUUUUCCCCACCUUCCCCGGCCUCCGCUGUUUCUCAAGAGCCUCGUCUCUCUGAGUCGUCCGCUGUCUCUGCUGAUUCUGUCCCUUCGUCUCUGCCUUCUCGCUCUUCGUCCACGCUGUCUCCGGCGCCUUCUUCUUCCGGCGUGUGGGCUUCGCUCCAGUCCUCUCAUCGAAUCCCCGUCCAGAUGGUGGGAGCGCGCGCCGCCGUCAAGUCGAUCUCAGUCGGCAACCAGACUCUCCUUCUCGCUUUAGACACGCAGACAGAAGGGGUGCGCCUCUUUCUGUCCAAUUCCACUGCGUGCACGCAGCCCCCCAGUCUCCCGCGCUCGGCCUCAAGCAGCCCACUGGGUGCCAAGGCGAGCGACCGAAAGCUGCUGUCCGAGUCGACAAAGCGGGUCGAGUCCUCCGCGGCGGCGCCUGCCGGGAGAGCCCGAGAGCGGGACGGAGAGGCUGCCGCCCACGCGACACGGGGCCCGGAAGGAGACUUUGUAAAGAUCCUCUUCAAAACACUGCCAUUUCUGCGGAGCCGAGGGAAGACGCGGAACUCCCGAGUCAAGGGCGGACAGAAACGCGAGUGCUACGAUCCCCGACGCUCCGGCCUCGCAGCCUGGUGCCUCAACCGCCGACAGGCCUGCAACUUUCUAAGCGACGCCCCUUUCCAGUGCCGCGCGGAGACUGACGCCGACGUAGCGCAAGCAGCCCCCUUCUCUCAGCACUCGGACGGCGUGCGCGUCGCCGAGCUGCGUCUCGAAGGCCUCGACCUGCUUCGCCUCGACCUCGCCACGCCCGCAGAUUCGCCCGCUCCGCCGGCGUUUGGGGAGUCAGCGGCCGAGCCCGAAGGCAGGAAACCGCCGCAAGUUCCGAGCGGCGCGGAGCGGAGAGUGGAAGCUGCGUCGGAGCAGAGUCGCGCGCCCAUCCACGAGGCGAGCAUCUUUCCAGUCAAGCUCGUGGCUGACAGGAAGUCUGCGUUUUACGAUCCCUACCCUGGGCUCGACGGCGUGUGGGGCAUUGCAGGCCCCGAGUUUUGUUGCCGCAAUGCGUCGCUCUGGAGUUCAACGCUUCACGCCCUCAAUGUGACGUCGUAUGCUUUCGACCUGAACUUUCCUGCUUCCAACACCACCUUUUCCUCGUCGGCCGCACAGGCCGUUCCGCGGAGGGGCGGGGAACGCGGCGGCAUGUCUUGGGGGAGCUCACCUGCGCGCUCGGCUCCCCCGGCCUCCGUGCCUCUCUCCUUUCUCCACUUGGGCGUUCUGGAAGAAGACCGAACGGAAGUGGGCGGCUCCGCCCCCGGCGCAGACGCAGGCGGGAAGCUCAAAGGCUUCGCGACUUACGACGAAGCGGGAAGGUGGACCGGACCAGCGUGGACAGCAGAAGAGCGAGGCGAAGCAAAGACCGACGGCGAGAACGAAACAGAGAAAACCGAGAGCGCCGGAGAGAGAGAGGGGAGAGAGGAGGGACUCAGGGGUGUCGCCGGACAGGGGGAGACGUUCGAAAGGAAGCGCGAGGCGCCGGAGCAGAGAGACGAGAAGGGAGGUGAAGCGUCAGGGAACAAGAAACUCGACAAGAGAAUCGGAGGGGAAGAUAUCAUUUGGGGCCAGCGAAUUCAAACGGGCAAUGUGUGGGCGGACUCCGUCGCACACUUUGUCUCCUACGACUGGCAGCUCUGCGGGCACAGCCUGAUGGACAACUCGCACAUGAAGGAUUGGAUGGUGACCGUCGACCUCAGCUCCGAGUGUCUAGUCGUCCCUCGGCCUCUGUGGCUGAGCAUGCGGGCGUGGAUGAGGCCCGCACUGAACGAGACGAGUCCGCUGUGUACGCUGGACGACGACUUCUCUUCCUUCGUGCCUGCACACGCCCUCGCCGCUUCGGUCGCAGCUGAGGGGAGCGUCUUUCGGCGGAUGUGCCCGCUUCGAGGCGGGAGAGCGCACCCAAAAGAAAGUCGCGAGGCUGCGGCGAGGCCGCCGCUCCCAGUUCUCUCCUUCUCGCUGCGCGACACCACCGGCGUCGUCUUCGACCGCGGGGACUCGCCGCAGGUGCAAACGGAGACACCUGCCCCCCGCGUGGAGCUGCCGCUCGAACAGCUGGCCGUGUCGAGUCCCGAGGCGGGACCCGGCGAGGCUCUGUGCGUCGUUCCGCAGCCCCACAGUCUCCUGUCUAGAGAGGGACGAACGGUGCGCCUCGGCACGCGAGCCGUCGCCGCGUUCCACUUCAUUGUGGACCAGAAGGGUUGGCGUGUGGGGCUCCUCCCUAAAACGCUUCCGCUGCCUUCCUCCAACGAAGCGUGCGCAGCCCAGGCGGCGUGCAGGGGGGAACAGACGUAUGUUUCGUCGACGAACGAGUGCGUGGACCCUCUAUGCAGCGAGAGGCUGCUUUUUUCUUUGAACGACGAAACCAAAAUCUGCGAACUCUCCCCCACAGUCGUCCCUGCGGCCGUUACAGUUGUGCUGCUCCUCCUCGGGCUCGAGACGGCUGUUGUCUGCUUUCAGUGGGCGAAUGUGUUGAAGGCGCGAACACUCACGUGA
This is a messenger RNA of Neospora caninum, 2712 nucleotides long. Its product is annotated as Serine/threonine protein phosphatase, related. The record is from RefSeq and is a predicted model, not a curated record. The transcript has 8 exons. Bases 1 to 2712 code for a protein of 903 amino acids. Lineage: Eukaryota; Apicomplexa; Conoidasida; Eucoccidiorida; Sarcocystidae.